GGAGAGAGAAGUACUAUAUACAUCCAGACAUUAUAUAGCACUUCUAGAUCCUAUUAUUAGCCACCCUGCCCAACUACCCAACCAGGCUGGCCUGAGUGGUUCAGGUUGCGCACGAACUACUUCCUGAUCGUCGUCUGCUAGUCCGGUGAUCUCAUACUUGUCGCAUUGCCACUCUUCCUUUCGCUGGCCCCCGUGACGCUUCUUUUAACGCCCAGAACCUCUGUAUAACCCCCUAGUAUGUCCAGCGGUGAGUUAUGGUCCACUUUAGUCACCGCAAUCGAUCCCGGUAGUACCAAAGCCAUGCCCAUUAUCCUUCAAUCGACCAUCGAUCUUUUGGAGACAGAACUAGCCAAGGCUAGAGCGGCGCUCCAUGAGAUCCAGCCCACGGCAUCAUCUUUAUUUACGAAGCGGGAUGAGCUCGCUUUGGGCGCUGUGGCAGCAUAUCGUCAAAAUCUCAUUGACCGUGCGCCGGACUUCUUCUAUGGCGCGAGCCGAUUGACCCCCAAGGAGCUGGGGCUUGUCCCUGCAGUCCGCGAAGUACAGGCGGCCGAUGAGGACGAUGAUCAUGUAAAGACCGCGUCUAAGCAACACCUUCAGCCUGUCCAGCCUGUUGCGCCGAAGCGCGCUACUUUGGCAGAUGUCUUAUCCAACAGUCUAAUCCUCGACCAUAUGGCCCCAUAUCUGUCAACCCCCUCAUUGUUGGCUCUAGCAUCCACUUCCCGCCAGGUUCGGUCAUCGAUAGUGGACACCCCCUACAUUUUCCGCCACCUUGAUCUGACUCAAUGCCGUGGCGCGAAACCAGGCAGCACAUCUACGAUAGACUCAGUUGAACAAGCAUGGAGUGGUGAGCGAGCGGAAGACUCCGUGGUCGAGGAUGAGUUUUAUUCUGCGCCUUUGAGGAGCAUCUUCGCUAGUCUCCAAAGGCAGUCGCUCCUGCAGGACGUGCGCACAUUGGUUCUAGAUGGACUGUCCGUUCCAGCGGGAUUGGUUGCGGAAAUCAUCCUCACAGAUCGCUUCAACGUUAAUAUUCUAUCCAUAAGGGAGUGCCGCCAUCUCAAUGAGCGAAAACUAAUGCAGGUGCUGACCCAUGCGGUGCGGCCUUCGCGCCCCAAGGGCACACCCCGUGUCAAAGGCAUCUAUCACUUUACUCCUCUUCAUCAGUCUCGUGCGGUAGUCCGCAGCAGAUACCGCGACUGGUGGAGCUCGAGAUGCGGCAGCCAAUCGUCUUGCAUUAGUCCAGGUUCGGAAAACGAGUCUGCAACUGCUGAACUUGCUGAAAUUGCCACACAACAACAGGAUGCAUGGUAUCAUCCGUCCGGGCAGCUCUUCAAGCAGAGCAUUGAGGAUGGCUGGGCAGAGACAAUCAAGCAAUGCGAAGGUAUCAUUGCCUUUGACGCUGUUCUGUGCCGUGGUCCUCGUCAUGACGUUGAUCCUUCCCCUCCCAUGCCGGAAGACCAGGGUGUAUCUCAGCCGGAAGGCCGGCCACCGCUUGAACCAAAACUGGCAACUGUUGCACUAGGGCCCCGGGGGUGCGAUGGCUGCCACACCUCACCCGAAGGCCCAACCUUCUGGGGCCAGUCUCCGGAUGAAAACCUUCCCCUGCUCACGCCGCCCCCGCUCCACUCUUCCUCCGCAGUCAAGGCAAAACGGCCGGUGUUGAUUCCGGACGAACAGCCCAGUCUAAUCGCUCGCUGCACGGAUUGCUUGACAGACCGGUGGUGCCAUCGUUGCAAUAAAUGGUUCUGUGAGGAUUGCCUGCCUCAUCCAGAACGUGUACGGAACAAUCUUUCACCGCAUCAGACAGCGUUCAGAAAUCCGCAGAGCAGUCCUAGUAGUACUGAACAGUCCGAAGAUCGUGAGCAAUUCAGCCGUGGUGUAAGCAAAGACUGCUGGGAAUGUGGUCCCACGUGUGCUCAGUGCAAGACAGAAUGCCAGCGAACUUGCCAAAGCUGCCGUGGUGAAUAUUGUGUUGAGCAUAAUGAGGGCUGUUCGUCGACGAUGUGCGAUUGGUGCAAUGCCAGUACCCGGAAUCGGGUGAGAGAACUGUAUUGACAUCCUGUGCGAGUCGAGGCUCCCAUGAGCUAGUCUGGAGAAGACACGUAAUUAUGGACUCCAUCAAACAUCUAAGGGAAGUAUAUUCGGCCUCUCUCGGCCUGCUCGCAUCUUGCUAUAUUGAGAUUUUCUUCGUUACGGUUCACAAUCUUGUCUCUAUCUUUUUCUGGUACUAUAUUAGCCGGCGUGCUUUUCUCGCCACUCAGAAUACCACUGCAGCGCGUAUGAUUCAGCCAUAGUUCGAGUGUACCUAGCAUGAAAGACCUGUAGGCCGGCCCUAAAAGGCAAUAGGAGGGGAAAAUAAUAAUCUUAAAAUGCUAAAAGAUAGU
Messenger RNA from Aspergillus welwitschiae, 2381 nucleotides. RefSeq lists its product as uncharacterized. NCBI's taxonomy places the organism in Eukaryota, Fungi, Ascomycota, Eurotiomycetes, Eurotiales, Aspergillaceae. The record is from RefSeq and is a predicted model, not a curated record. The transcript has 4 exons. The coding region runs from base 238 to 2052 and encodes 604 amino acids.